Messenger RNA from Colletotrichum siamense, 1287 nucleotides. It is a transcript of the gene CNS1, whose product is annotated as Hsp70/Hsp90 co-chaperone CNS1. The record is from RefSeq and is a predicted model, not a curated record. Gene Ontology annotation, biological process: protein folding. Lineage: Eukaryota; Fungi; Ascomycota; Sordariomycetes; Glomerellales; Glomerellaceae. Gene Ontology annotation, molecular function: Hsp90 protein binding. Bases 1 to 1287 code for a protein of 428 amino acids. The transcript has a single exon.
AUGGUGCAAAUCGACGAAAUCACAGAUCAGAUGGCCGACGCCUUCAUCGCCGAGCAGGAGCGUAGGCAAGCCGCAGCCGCCGCCUCCGCCCCCGCCGGCGCCAACCGCGGCGCGGCCCUGCCCCCCGGCCACGCCCUGCUCUCCGGCAAGACGGCCGACGAGAUCCUCAAGGACCUGAACAAGUCGCCGCUCUUCAUGACGGAGCUCGAGGAGAACGACGACCUCGCCGCGCUCCAAGCCCUCGCCUACGAGGGUACCCCGCGGGAGAACGCCGAAGACUUCAAGGAGCGCGGCAACGAGCGCUUCCAGACGAAGCAGUUCUCCGACGCGAAAGAGUUCUACACCAAGGGCAUCGACAUCCUCGCGGCGCAGGAGCGCGCGCGCGCGCGCGGCGAGAAGACGUACCGCACGCAGAAGGUCACCGAGGCCGACAAGCCCGGCGACGCGGACGUCGUCGAGGAGAAGGAGACGGAGGUCGAGGACGACGAGGAGGAGAUCGCGAAGCAGAAGGCCGUGCUGGAGAGCCUGUACGUCAACCGCGCCGCGUGCCAGCUUGAGCUGGGCAACUACCGCUCGUGCUGGAUGGACUGCGGCUUCGCGCUGCGGCUGAACCCCAAGAACCUGAAAGCUUACUACCGCUCGUCGCGCGCGCUGCUCAAGGUCGAGCGCAUCGCGGAGGCGGACGACGCGUGCGCGCGCGGGAUGGCGAUCGACCCGGAGAACAAGGCGCUGCAGGCCGUGGCGCGGGACAUCCUCGCGGCGGCGGAGCGGUACGACGCCAAGGCGAACCGGGAGGCGGAGCGGGCGGCCAAGGAGAAGCGGCGGGCGAUGCUGCUCAAGGCGGCGCUGGCGGCGCGGACGAUCCGCACGCGGGAGACGGCGCAGCCGCCCGAGAUGGAGGACGCGCGGAUGCGGCUGGUGCCGGACGAGGACGACGCCGCGAGCAGCCUGAGCUUCCCGGCCGUGUUCCUGUACCCGGUGCACCUGGAGAGCGACUUCAUCAAGGCGUUUAACGAGCAGGAGUGCGUGGCUGACCACCUGGCGUACAUCCUGCCGGUGCCGUGGGACGAGGAGCGGGCGUACACGCCGGACGGCGUCGAGUGCUACAUGGAGACCGUCAAGGGCGGCCUGGUCAAGGUCGGCAAGAAGGCGCCGCUGCUGAAGGUUCUGAGCGGGGGCAACGUUGAGGUUGUGGACGGUAUUGUCAGGUUCUACAUCGUGCCUGCGUCCAAGGCCAAGGGCUGGAUUGAGGAGUUUAAGCUGAAGAAGGCGGCAGAGAAGAAGUAG